Lucilia cuprina (Australian sheep blowfly) is the source of this 1025-nucleotide messenger RNA. It is a transcript of the gene Taz, whose product is annotated as tafazzin. The coding region runs from base 20 to 685 and encodes 221 amino acids. The record is from RefSeq and is a predicted model, not a curated record. Gene Ontology annotation, biological process: inner mitochondrial membrane organization; cardiolipin acyl-chain remodeling. Gene Ontology annotation, cellular component: mitochondrial membrane. The transcript is spliced from 6 exons. Gene Ontology annotation, molecular function: 1-acylglycerophosphocholine O-acyltransferase activity. Lineage: Eukaryota; Metazoa; Arthropoda; Insecta; Diptera; Calliphoridae.
UAAAAUUGUACUAGUUUUUAUGAAUAAAACAAAAGUUUAUAAUAGAGAAAGACUGAUAGAAGCAGUGGCUAAACGACCACCCGGUAUACCCUUAGUAACCGUAUCAAAUCAUCAUUCAUGCUUUGAUGAUCCCGGUCUUUGGGGUGUUUUGCCAGUGCGUUACGUGUGUAAUUCCUUUAAAAUUAGAUGGUCUAUGGCAGCCCAUGAUAUUUGUUUUACAAAUAAAUAUCAUUCAACAUUUUUUAUGUUUGGUAAAUGCAUUCCCGUAAUACGUGGCCAAGGUGUCUAUCAAGAUGCUGUUGAUAUUUGUGUACAAAAAGUAAAAUUAGGACACUGGGUACAUGUGUUUCCCGAGGGUAAAGUGAAUAUGACUAAAGAAGAAAUGCGCCUGAAAUGGGGUGUUGGUCGUAUUAUCUAUGAAUCUUCCAAAGUGCCUAUAAUAAUACCCAUGUGGCAUGAGGGCAUGGAUGAUGUGCUGCCAAAUGUAGAACCCUAUAUACUUAAAUGGGGCAAGAGAGUAACGGUGAAUAUUGGUAAACCGAUUGAUAUGAAUGAUUUUAUAAAUGAUUUAAAAAGUAGAAAUGUUCCUGAACCGGAGGCUAGAAAAUUAAUAACUGAUAAAAUACAAGAAGUAUUUCAUAAUUUACGCUUAGAAACCGAAGAGCUUCAUAAAAAACACAAAUAGAAUUUUAUGUAAAUUGUUGUUUGUAUCUUUUUCUUUUGAUUUUGACUUUUUUUCUCAUUAAUAAUAAGAAAAACAAUCUAUAGUAUAUUUAUAUAUAUAUUCUUGAUAUAAAAUCUGUUGAUUUUUGGUUUUAAAUUAAGCAUUUGUUAAUUUAUUGCCUUUUUAAUGUUUUACUUUAAAGUGGAAAAUAUCGUGUAAAUUUGAUACAAAAGAUAAUUGAUUGAAUAUUUUCAUUUUUUAAGUAAUAAGCUUACUGUGAAGAUACAUUUUGUCGUGUUAUUUAUUGAGAAGAUGAAAACGGCAAAUGAGUCCUAAAUAAAUAAAUUGUAUAUAUUUAAAA